AUGGCGGAUCCAGUACCGGCGGAAGCCGGCCCGCUCGAAGCAGACAAUGGAGAGGAGAACGACAAUACCAAUGAUGACAGCGACUCGGCCAUGGGAGUGUCUGUGCUCGGGUCAUCUGCAUCCAUGACAAGCAGUAUCAUGCGUUACCGCGAAGAAAAUGGAAGGACAUACCACGCAUAUCGAGAAGGCCGAUAUGUUUUGCCGAAUGACGCGGUAUCUGGCCGAGACAAGCCUUUGAAAAGAGUAUUGGAUGCUGGAACCGGAACUGGAAUUUGGGCAAUGGACUUUGCUGACGAUCAUCAAGAGACACUGAUAACUGGUGUUGAUCUCAGCCCAAUACAACCGCCAUUUGUACCUCCCAACGUCACAUUCUACAUCGACGACCUGGAAGAUGACUGGACAUACUCCUACAAAUUCGACUUCGUCUUUGGCCGAAUGCUCACAGGUUCCAUAGCAGACUGGCCGAGAUUCAUCCGCCAAAGCUACGAGAACCUCGAACCCGGAGGCUGGAUAGAGUUGUCCGAUAUCCUCCUAGAUCUUCAAAGCGACGACGGAACAGUCAGCCCCGAAUGCGCGACCCAAAAGUGGGCAGGGCACAUGCUCGAAGCGGCAGCGAUAUGGAAACGGCCGCUGGAUAGCUGCAAAUUCUACAAGGAGCAGCUCGCAGAAGCGGGGUUUACCAAUAUCGAGGAAAAGAUUUACAAGUGGCCGUCGAAUCCCUGGCCAAAGGAUCCAAAGUACAAAGAGCUAGGCGUGUGGACGUACGAAAACCUCGGAAAUGGCUUGUCCGGACUUAGCUUGGCUCUUUUUACUAGGGCGCUAGGUUGGUCGGCGGAGCAGCUCGAGGUCUUCUUGGUGGAUGCUAGGAAAGACAUGAGAGACAGGUCCAUACAUGGAUGGUGGCCAGUGUAAGCAACCACCUUUCUCCUCAGUGAAAGAUCGAAGCCUAGCUGACAAUAUCUCAGAUACGUGGUUUACGCACAAAAGCCGGAAUGAAGUCGAAAGCAACCGAGUUGAGAAUGCAUCGAAUGGAACGACAGUACACAUGCGCAAUG
Colletotrichum acutatum is the source of this 1055-nucleotide messenger RNA. Its product is annotated as methyltransferase domain-containing protein. Lineage: Eukaryota; Fungi; Ascomycota; Sordariomycetes; Glomerellales; Glomerellaceae. The record is from RefSeq and is a predicted model, not a curated record. The coding region runs from base 1 to 912 and encodes 303 amino acids. The transcript is spliced from 10 exons.